AUGGAGUGCAAGGCCAAGCAGCUAGAAGGAAAGGAAAAAGAGCUGAAGAAACACGAGACUUACUACAAGGAGCAGCUGAACCGCCUGGAAGAGAGGAGCUCACAGUUCUACAAAGUCACCACCGAACAAUACGAGAAAGCUGUAGAAGAAGUCAAAUCCCGAUUCAAGCGGUACAAGGUUGAUCCCGUGUGUGUAGAUCUCCAGAACCAGAUCUUCCAGUGCUAUCAGCAGAACCCAAAGGAGACCCUCAGCUGCUCAGCUUUGGCUGCUGAGUACUUCAAGUGUGUCCAGCACGCUCGGCAG
Molecule: messenger RNA, 303 nt
Organism: Protobothrops mucrosquamatus (brown spotted pit viper)
Lineage: Eukaryota; Metazoa; Chordata; Lepidosauria; Squamata; Viperidae
Product: MICOS complex subunit MIC19-like
Exons: 4
Biological process (GO): inner mitochondrial membrane organization
Cellular component (GO): MICOS complex; mitochondrion
Source: RefSeq, a predicted model, not a curated record